AUGUCAUCUCAAACUAAGUUCAAGAAAGACAAAGAGAUCAUAGCAGAAUAUGAAACUCAAGUAAAAGAAAUCCGUACCCAGUUGGUGGAACAGUUCAAAUGUCUGGAACAACAAUCCGAAUCCCGGCUGCAGCUCCUGCAGGACCUCCAGGAGUUCUUCCGCAGAAAGGCUGAGAUAGAGCUGGAGUACUCCAGGAGUCUGGAGAAACUGGCAGAACGAUUUUCUUCCAAGAUCCGCAGCUCCAGAGAACACCAUCAAUUCAAGAAGGAUCAGCACCUCCUUUCCCCGGUGAAUUGCUGGUAUCUAGUUUUGACCCAGACUCGGCGAGAGAGCAGAGACCAUGCUACCCUGAAUGACAUCUUCAUGAACAAUGUCAUUGUCCGCCUCUCGCAGAUCAGCGAAGACGUCAUCAGGCUCUUUAAGAAGAGUAAAGAAAUUGGUCUACAGAUGCAUGAAGAACUCUUGAAGGUCACCAAUGAGCUAUACACAGUGAUGAAAACCUACCACAUGUACCACGCGGAAAGCAUCAGCGCUGAGAGCAAGCUGAAGGAAGCAGAGAAGCAGGAGGAAAAGCAGUUCAACAAGUCUGGGGACAUCAGUGUCAACCUGCUGCGGCACGAGGACAGGCCUCAACGCCGGAGCUCCGUCAAGAAGAUUGAGAAGAUGAAGGAGAAGAGGCAAGCCAAAUAUUCUGAAAACAAGCUGAAGUGCACUAAAGCCAGGAACGAUUAUCUGCUGAACCUGGCAGCCACAAAUGCAGCCGUCAGUAAAUACUACAUCCACGAUGUCUCUGACCUCAUUGAUUGUUGUGAUCUGGGAUUCCAUGCCAGCCUAGCUCGGACUUUCAGGACAUACCUGUCUGCUGAAUAUAACCUAGAAACCUCACGCCAUGAGGGCCUGGACAUCAUUGAGAAUGCGGUGGACAACCUGGACGCACGGAGUGACAAGCAUACAGUCAUGGACAUGUGCAACCAGGUCUUCUGCCCUCCACUGAAGUUUGAAUUCCAGCCUCACAUGGGGGAUGAGGUAUGUCAGGUGAGCGCCCAACAGCCUGUGCAGACGGAGUUGCUCAUGCGAUAUCACCAGCUGCAGUCUAGACUUGCCACUCUCAAGAUAGAGAAUGAGGAGGUACGAAAAACUCUGGAUGCCACUAUGCAGACCUUGCAGGACAUGCUGACGGUGGAAGAUUUCGAUGUUUCCGAUGCCUUCCAGCAUAGUCGCUCCACUGAGUCAGUCAAAUCAGCCGCUUCAGAGACCUACAUGAGUAAAAUAAACAUUGCCAAGAGGAGAGCCAACCAACAGGAAACUGAAAUGUUCUAUUUUACGAAAUUUAAAGAGUAUUUGAAUGGCAGUAACCUUAUCACCAAGCUCCAGGCUAAACAUGACUUACUGAAGCAGACUCUUGGAGAAGGUGAAAGAGCUGAAUGUGGCACAACCAGGCCCCCAUGUCUUCCCCCUAAACCACAGAAAAUGAGGAGACCUAGGCCUCUCUCAGUCUAUAAUCAUAAACUCUUUAACGGCAAUAUGGAAACGUUCAUUAAGGAUUCAGGACAGGCUAUCCCACUUGUAGUUGAAAGCUGCAUCCGAUACAUCAAUUUAUAUGGUCUUCAGCAACAGGGUAUUUUUAGAGUUCCUGGGUCUCAGGUUGAAGUCAAUGACAUCAAGAAUUCAUUUGAAAGAGGUGAAGACCCUCUUGUUGACGAUCAAAAUGAACGUGAUAUUAAUUCGGUUGCUGGGGUCUUAAAGCUGUAUUUCCGAGGACUGGAAAACCCACUGUUUCCUAAGGAAAGGUUUCAAGAUUUGAUAUCUACUAUAAAAAUGGAGAACCCUGCAGAAAGAGUGCACCAGAUCCAGCAAAUCAUCAUUACUCUGCCCCGAGCCGUCAUUGUUGUCAUGAGAUACCUCUUUGCUUUCCUCAAUCACUUGUCACAGUACAGUGAUGAGAACAUGAUGGAUCCCUACAACCUGGCCAUCUGCUUUGGACCAACUUUGAUGCACAUUCCAGACGGACAGGAUCCGGUGUCCUGCCAAGCCCAUGUAAAUGAGGUCAUCAAAACCAUCAUCAUAAAUCACGAGGGCAUCUUCCCCAACCACAGAGAGCUGGAAGGACCUGUGUAUGAGAAAUGCAUGACUGGAGGGGAAGAGUAUUGCGACAGCCCCCACAGCGAGCCGGGCACCAUUGAUGAAGUGGACCAUGACAACGGCACAGAGCCGCACACCAGCGACGACGAAGUGGAACAGAUUGAAGCAAUAGCGAAGUUUGACUACAUUGGCCGGUCCCUGCGAGAGCUCUCCUUUAAGAAAGGAGCCUCACUCCUCUUGUACCAUCGUGCAUCGGAGGACUGGUGGGAAGGGCGCCAUAACGGUGUGGAUGGUCUCAUACCACAUCAGUACAUAGUUGUACAAGACAUGGAUGAUGCAUUCUCCGACAGUUUGAGUCAGAAGGCAGACAGCGAGGCAAGCAGUGGACCCUUGCUGGAUGAUAAAGCCUCAUCAAAGAAUGACAUCCAGUCUCCGACAGAUCAUAUUCCAGACUAUGGAUUUGGGGGAGUAAUGGGCCGAGUAAGGUUGAGAUCUGAUGGCGCAGCCAUCCCUCGUCGUCGGAGUGGAGGGGACACUCAUAGCCCCCCAAGGGGCAUGGGUCCUGGUAUAGACACCCCUCCUCGAGCAGCAGCAUGUCCUAGCAGCCCCCACAAAAUACCACUCAACAGAGGCAGGAUUGAGAGCCCUGAGAAGCGCAGAAUGGCCACGUUUGGCAGCGCUGGCAGCAUCAAUUAUCCAGACAGGAAGGCCUUGUCUGAUGGCCACCCACUGAGAUCGACCUGUGGGUCUACUCGGCACAGUAGUCUUGGAGAUCAGAAAUCUCUGGAAGCGGAAGCACUUGCGGAGGACAUUGAGAAGACCAUGAGCACCGCUCUGAAUGAGCUGCGUGAGCUCGAGAGACAGAACACUGUGAAGCAGGCCCCUGAUGUCGUCCUUGACACCCUGGAGCCAAUGAAAACUCCUCAGGGGGGCUCUGUCAACUCAGAACCUGCCAGCCCACUUCACACCAUCAUGAUCCGAGACCCUGAUGCCGCCAUGAGGCGCAGCAGUAGCUCCACCACUGAAAUGAUGACUACUUUUAAACCAGCCCUCUCAGCCCGGCUUGCUGGGGCUCAACUUAGGCCUCCACCCAUGAGACCCGUCAGACCGGUGGUUCAACACCGAUCAAGCAGUAGUAGCAGUUCAGGAAUGGGCAGUCCUGCAGUGACGCCUACAGAGAAGAUUUUCCCCAAUAGCUCCUCGGAUAAAUCAGGCACCAUGUAG
Molecule: messenger RNA, 3306 nt
Organism: Emys orbicularis (European pond turtle)
Lineage: Eukaryota; Metazoa; Chordata; Testudines; Emydidae
Gene: SRGAP3
Product: SLIT-ROBO Rho GTPase activating protein 3
Exons: 22
Coding region: 1-3306 (1101 amino acids)
Biological process (GO): signal transduction; negative regulation of cell migration
Cellular component (GO): cytoplasm
Molecular function (GO): protein binding
Source: RefSeq, a predicted model, not a curated record